GCGGUACCACGCUAGGAGCCCAAUCACUGCACGCACUUGCCUGACCGGUUGAUUGCCGCAAGCAGCUACGCUCCGAGACUCCCAAUUCCACCAGCCACGGACAAGAACGGUUCUGCCGCAAGUUUGCAGGGGCACAUCUCCCUUGUUCAAUCUCCAUACAUUGGCCCAGCAUGGCCGAAGAGGAAGACUAUAGUUCUCUACCCCUGACAGAUCGUUGGGUGCACAAAGUAUGGAAAGUUCGGAAACAGGCCUACGAAGAGGCCGCACAACAGUUUGAGAAGACCCCCGACGAGUACGACCCUGCUUUUCACCCCUUUACACAAGACCCGAGCUUGUGGAAAUCCGCCGCGGCCGACUCGAACGUUGCAGCACAGCAGGAAGGGUUAGCUGCGCUCUGUGCUUUCCUGAAGUUUGCUUCCAGCGAUGCCGGUCUCAGGGCCCGUCACCAUGCGGUGACACCCAUUGCCGAAAAGUGCCUCACGUCCACCAGAGCCGCCACCAAGGCCUCGGCGCUCGAGGCACUGCUCCUUUUCAUUGAGAUUGACGUUCCCGGUCCUGUAAUAGAGGAGCUUCUCCCCGUGCUGUCUAGCAAACAGCCUAAAGUCGUGGCAGCGGCACUAUCGGCUUUGACGCAAAUCUAUCACAACUACGGCUGCAAGAUUGCCGAUCCGAAACCGGUGCUCAAGAUUCUGCCCAAAGUCUUUGGCCAUGCAGAUAAAAAUGUGCGAGCCGAAGCUACCAACCUUGCCGUUGAGUUCUACCGAUGGCUGCGCGAUGCCAUGAAGCCCAUGUUUUGGAACGACUUGAAGCCAACGCAGCAGAGCGACCUCGAAGCCCAGUUUGAGAAAGUCAAGGCGGAGGGUGCGCCGAAGCAAGAGCGCCUGCUAAGGUCACAGCAAGCAGAAAAGGAGCGUGCCCCUGCCGGCGACGGCGGCGGCGACUACGAGGAAGACGGUGGGGAAGCUGAGGAACCAGUUGAGGUGGACGCUUUUGACCUUGCCGAACCGCAAGAUGUCCUGAGCAAGGUGCCGAAAGACUUCUUCGACAACCUGGGUUCGUCAAAAUGGAAGGAAAGGAAAGAGGCGCUCGACGCCUUGUAUGCACUGGUCAAUGUGCCAAGGAUCAAGGAGGGCGAUUUCAACGAGAUCAACCGCGCUUUGGCCAAAUGCAUGAAGGACGCAAACAUCGCGGUCGUCACGCAGGCAGCCCAAUGCAUCGAAUUGCUGGCAAAGGGUCUGAGGGCAGGCUAUGCCAAGUACCAUUCCAUGGUAAUGCAGCCUAUCAUGGAAAGGCUGAAGGAGAAGAAGCAAAGUGUAGCCGAUGCCCUUGGCGCCGCCUUAGACGCGGUGUUUCUUACGACCAGCCUGACCGAGUGCCUCGAGGAUAUCACAACGUUCUUGGUCCACAAGAACCCUCAGGUGAAGGAGGGCACCAUGAAAUUCCUCGUCAGAUGCCUUCGGACAACGAAAGAAGUACCCAGCAAGCAGGAGAUUGCGGCAAUGGUCGAAUCGGCUAAGAAGCUUUUAGCUGAAUCAAGCGAGGGGCUUCGUUCGGGGGGGGCGGAAAUUUUGGGAACCAUCAUGAAGAUCAUUGGCGAGCGGGCCAUGAACCCUCACUUGGAAGGUCUCGACGACAUUCGAAAGACGAAAGUCAAGGAGUUCUACGAGACUGCCGAAGUUAAGGCCAAAGACAAGCCGAAACCACCGCCUCCAGCAGCCCGUCCGCCUCCCGGUGGACCGAAGAAGGCGACAGGAGGGGUUGGUGUCAAGAAAGGGCCAGCUGGUGUGAAAAAGCCGGCUCCCGCCCCUGCCGCUGCACCUCCAGCAGACCCUACACCCGCUCCUGCACCGCGGCCUGGCCCGGGCAGUAAACUUGGCAUGCCCAAGCCAGCUGGUCUUGGCGGUCUCAAAGCUCCUCAGAAGCGGACGUUGUCAGGGCCGGCGCCGGCGCCGGCUUCACCAAAGAGACCAGCGCCAGCUCAGUCCCCUCCUCCCGCGGAAGACGAGGAAGAGCCUCCAAUGUCGCCGCCGCCUGCCAAGCCCGCACCGCGCAUCGGCCUUGGCCGUGGUGGUCUCGCUGGUCGUUCCCUCGCGAAGCCCGCUGCGCCGGCCGCCCCUGCUGCGCCGCCAUCGCCAACACCCGCAUCAGGGCUCACAGCUAUCGAGCGUGCCGAGCUCGAGGAACUUCGCGAUGCAAACGAGCGGUUGCUGAAAGCCCUGGAAGAUGCCCGGCACGACCGUUCUAAGCUUUUGUCGGAAAUACAAGAGCUCAAGAACCAGAAUGCGAGCCUUAUCGAGGACCAUACGAGGGAUGUGCUCUCCAUCAAGGCGAAGGAGACACAAUUGGUUCGGGCUCGAAGCGACGCCGAGGCAGCCGAGCAAACCAACGAGCGGCUACGGCGCGAGCUCGAGCGGUUGAAGCGUGCGUUGAGCAAGGCCGAGGCACUCAACGCGGCUGCUGGUUCGGGUAGCCCCGGCUCUCCCGGCAGCUUGGGAUUUAGGGCAAUGAGCCCGACACAUGAUGACUUUUACCGUGACGCAUCCAACGCGAGUCGGAAUCGGAUGAGCAUGGCCAGCACGCUCAGCGAGGAGAAGGAAAACGGGGACGGCAUGCCUCACCCGUGCACCAAGCUCAGCCCGGAGCUUAGGUACGGAGGCAGAAACGCAAGCAGCGGGCGCGGUAGUCCGGCAAGGGGGUUCAGACGGGAAGUUAGUGUGGAGGAGAAGGAACCGCGGAGCGUUGAUAUGGGCUAUGGUGGCUACAAUGACCGGGCCGGCAGCAGGGCUAGUAGCCGGACUGGUGGCCGAGACACACCCUCUAGCAUGAAUACAUCAGCAACAUCCGGAAUGGAGAGCUGGAAGAGAGCGGCCGAGGUGACAAGUCAAUUAAAGGCUCGGAUCGAGCAGAUGAGGGCCAGACAGGCCAGUAGGCCGCAGUAGGGUGGCCGUGCCGCUGGCGAAAAUGCAUCUGGCAUUCUCGAGAUCUACCUGUCUUCGCGAGAUCCACCUCCAUACAAGGCAGGCUGACUCCGUAUUAGAGGCUUCCGUGGCGGAGUGCGUCUUCCCAACG
This is a messenger RNA of Thermothelomyces thermophilus ATCC 42464, 3069 nucleotides long. RefSeq lists its product as uncharacterized. Gene Ontology annotation, biological process: mitotic spindle organization; establishment or maintenance of microtubule cytoskeleton polarity; microtubule polymerization. The transcript is spliced from 4 exons. The coding region runs from base 171 to 2939 and encodes 922 amino acids. Gene Ontology annotation, molecular function: microtubule plus end polymerase activity; microtubule plus-end binding. Gene Ontology annotation, cellular component: microtubule plus-end; spindle pole body; centrosome. The record is from RefSeq and is a predicted model, not a curated record. Lineage: Eukaryota; Fungi; Ascomycota; Sordariomycetes; Sordariales; Chaetomiaceae.